Molecule: messenger RNA, 1452 nt
Organism: Drepanopeziza brunnea f. sp. 'multigermtubi' MB_m1
Lineage: Eukaryota; Fungi; Ascomycota; Leotiomycetes; Helotiales; Drepanopezizaceae
Source: RefSeq, a predicted model, not a curated record
AUGCCUCUUACCGGUGCAGAAAUCGCAAAACAUAACUCAAGAGACUCGUGCUGGGUCAUUGUCCAUACCUCAGAGCAUCCCGGUGGACCUAAGAUCAUCCUCAAGUACGCUGGCAAAGAUGCCACCGAGGAGUACGAGCCGAUUCACCCGCCCGAUACCCUUGACAAGUACCUGGACAAGUCGAAGCACUUGGGAUCGGUGGAUAUGGGCACAGUUGAGCAGGAGGAGAAGAAAGUGACACCAGAAGAGCUGGAGCGACAGGAGCGCAUCAAGCGGAUGCCGAUUCUGGAACAAUGCUAUAACCUGAUGGAUUUCGAGGCUGUGGCGAGAGGCGUCAUGAAGAAGACUGCUUGGGCAUACUAUUCCAGUGGUGCGGACGAUGAAAUUACGAUGAGGGAAAACCACUCCGCAUUCCACAAGAUCUGGUUCCGCCCCCGCAUCCUCGUCGACGUUGAGAAAAUUGAUUUUUCGACUACUAUGCUCGGCACAAAAGUCGACAUCCCAUUCUACGUUACCGCCACGGCGCUUGGAAAGCUCGGUCAUCCAGAAGGGGAGGUCGUCCUCACCAGAGCAGCAAAGAAGCACAAUGUCAUCCAGAUGAUCCCUACCCUCGCCUCCUGCUCCUUCGACGAGAUCAUGGAUGCAGCAGAGGGAGACCAAGUCCAGUGGAUGCAGCUGUACGUCAACAAGGACCGUGAAAUCACCAAGAAGAUCGUUCAGCAUGCCGAGAAGCGCGGCUGCAAAGGUCUGUUCAUCACAGUCGAUGCUCCGCAGCUGGGUCGUCGCGAGAAGGACAUGCGCACGAAGUUCGAUGACACGGGAUCCAAUGUACAGGCUGGCGACAAGACGGACACGUCGCAGGGUGCGGCCAGGGCUAUUUCGAGUUUCAUUGAUCCCGCGCUGAGCUGGAAGGAUAUCCCGUGGUUCCAGUCCAUCACCCAGAUGCCCAUCAUCCUCAAGGGCGUGCAGCGCGUCGAGGACGUGAUCCGUGCCAUCGAGUCCGGCGUCCAAGGCGUGGUGCUCUCGAACCACGGAGGUCGCCAACUCGACUUCGCGCGCUCCGGUAUUGAAGUCCUGGCUGAAGUCAUGCCCGUCCUCCGUGAGCGCGGCUGGGAGAACCGCAUCGAGAUCUACAUCGACGGGGGCGUGCGGCGAGCUACGGAUAUCAUCAAGGCGUUAUGUCUCGGUGCAAAGGGCGUUGGGAUUGGAAGGCCGUUCCUGUUCUCGAUGAGUGCGUAUGGCCAGCCGGGUGUAGAUCGCGCGAUGCAGUUGCUUAAGGAUGAGAUGGAGAUGAACAUGAGGUUGAUCGGUUGCUCCAGUGUGGACCAGCUGAAUCCUUCGUUGAUUGAUACGAGGGGUUUGAGCAUGCAUACUACGAGUGUGCCGUCGGAUACUUUGGGACUCUCUAUCUACGAUCCAUUGAUCAGUCCCGGAGCGAAGGCGAAGUUGUAG